AUGUCGGCCUUCUCCCUGUCGAGGACUGAGAGCCCACAAGCUUUUGUCUCGAGUUUCGCCCCGCGCGUCCGCACAUACCAGAACUCGCUGCUCACACCCGCCAUCCAACCACAAAAUGCCAUCGCUCCUCUGCGCACAACCAAGCGCGGUACCACCGCUAUCAACUACUCCGAGGACCUCGAGAACGACAGUUUGGUCGAAGAUAGCGAUGCGCCCCGCAGACCCACCGGCCUGCGCAGUCUGCGCCUGAACGAGUCCCAGACGGCCGUCACCACCGGUUCCAUCCAAUCAACAGAACUCAGCAGUUCCGUCGACGUUCAGGGUAUCUGGCGCGAAUGGAUGGGCAAGCCCAAGAAGGCCAUGACAGAAAGACAGGCCAUGCUGCAAGCACAACUCCCGCUCAACCUCGUUCCCAUCCGCAUCGACUUGAGCGUCAACCCUUACCAACCAGAGGCUCCUCUCCCCAAGCCCAACAAUGCGCGCGAGCUCGGUGUUGAUGAGAACUCGCCUGCCUACAAGGCUCCCGACAUGACUCCAGAGUUCCGCAUCAAGGACAGCUUCCUUUGGAACCUGCACGAGUCUCUCAUGACACCCGAUCAGUUCGCAAAGGUCUUCGUCGACGAGUUGGACUUCCCCUUGGAACGCCGUCCUGCUCUGGCGCUGCAGGUCUCUCAGCAGAUCCGUACACAACUCGAAGAACAUGCUGCUGUAGUCAUGCACCCACUGUUCAACCCUACCUCGACCAACGAGCCCCGCAACAUCUCUACACGCCUUCCCAUCUCACGCGAAGUCUCGUCCACACCGUUCGCACACACACCAUCUGCGCAUCAACCGCAGACGAAUGGUGUCAACACUCCCAAUCCCGCCCAAACGCCCUUGCCCAACGACGCUAAUGUCUCCGCCGUUGCUCAACCUCUACCACCCUCGUCCGUACACAACCCUGACGACGCCUACCGCUGCAUCAUCUCGCUCUCGAUCAACCUCAUGAAUAGACUUUAUACCGACAAGUUCGAGUGGUCGCUCAUGCAUCCCGCUGGCUUCCCAGAAAUCUUCGCCAAGCAGACAUGCGCCGACCUGGGUUUGUCAGGAGAAUGGGUCCCGGCACUCGCCCACGCCAUAUACGAAGCUGUUCUCAAGCUGAAGAAAGACUACUGCGAGAACAACGGCUCUCUGCUCGGUGUCGUUGGCAGUGGCGUCGAUGCCUGGGGUCAAAUCGACAACGAAGCUGCAGAAGUGCACGGUGAUGGCGCACUGGCGAUAGGAGAAGCCGCUGGCUGGCGUUUCGACAACGACGACCUGGGAGCUGAGUGGCAACCACACGUCGAAUUCCUCAGCAAGGAUGAGAUUGAGAAGCGUGAAGGUGACCGCGAACGCCAGAUGCGCAGACAGAGACGUGACAUGGCUGCACGUGCUACAGCUGGCUUCGCACCACCACCUGCUUUGGCAAACGAUUACUUUGGCGCACAGGCUGCUGGUGGCGAUGAAGAGAGGAUGGGCAGAGGCGAGAGAAGCAAGAAGAAGAGGCGUUUCCGUAGUCUCAGUCCCACCGGCCGCGAGACACCUGACUUUACCGCUGCCUUUGGUGGAGAGCAGGGCAAGUUGACAGAGUCGGAGCGUCCUGUCUGGCAGUGCACUCACUGUCGUAUCGGCGGAAGCGCUGUCUGGGCUAUUCGCGACGGACCCAACGGACCUAGAUCACUCUGCAACAACUGCGGUCUUCUCUACGAACGUGACAAGCGUCUACCACCAUGGGCCAAGGAUCUCUACCUGAUCGAACAACCCAAGCCCAGCAGGCAAGUCUCCAUCAUUCGACUUCCCUUCAAAGCACCUCGCUAA
This is a messenger RNA of Aureobasidium namibiae CBS 147.97, 1836 nucleotides long. RefSeq names its product SNF5-domain-containing protein. Gene Ontology annotation, molecular function: transcription coregulator activity; zinc ion binding. Bases 1 to 1836 code for a protein of 611 amino acids. The transcript is spliced from 2 exons. Gene Ontology annotation, cellular component: nuclear chromosome; RSC-type complex; nucleus. Gene Ontology annotation, biological process: chromatin remodeling; regulation of transcription by RNA polymerase II. NCBI's taxonomy places the organism in Eukaryota, Fungi, Ascomycota, Dothideomycetes, Dothideales, Saccotheciaceae. The record is from RefSeq and is a predicted model, not a curated record.